AUGGCCUCAUCACCCGAAAAGAAGCAGAAGACAACGUCCAUGUCAUCCCUCACGAGCUCAUUCUUACGUUUCUAUCGUACACCAGGUUUAACGGCCCAUGCUAAUCGUACACUACUCACCUAUUUACAAGCUCAAGCACCAGAGUUACAGGUGGAUGAACUCUUGACUGAGUAUUGUUUUUACGUGGAGAUACAACAAGACACUGGCAUGUUGUCAUCUGCUGAUGAGGAGACACUGCACUGGUUGCUUAGUGAGACCUAUGAGCCACAGCAAACACGCGCUACGGAAUCCUUUCUAGUUGCCACAGAGCAUAAGCAUGAGUGGCUUGUAGAGGUUGGACCACGCAUGAAUUUUUCCACAGCUUGGUCCAGUAAUGCUGUAACAAUUUGCAAAGCUUGUGGCAUUACAACUAUAAAGCGUAUCGAGCGUGCUACUCGCUACUUGGUGCGUUACAAAGCUACGAACGCGGAGGCUGUUGAGACGCUUAAAAAGACGCUGCUUCGUCACGAGUGCGACCGUAUGACGCAGCAAGUGUAUGUAAAACCUCUUGUAAGCUUUUGGCAUGGUAAAACGGUGCAGCCUGUGCGUAAGAUUCCCAUCAUGGAACGUGGCAUUGACGCGCUAAAGGAGAUUAACGAUGAGAUCGGCUUGGGCUUUGACGACUGGGACCUGCAAUAUUACUUGGAUCUUUUCAAGCAAAAGCUGCGGCGUAAUCCUACGGAUGUCGAGUGUUUUGACAUGGGACAGAGUAAUUCGGAGCAUUCCCGACACUGGUUUUUUGGCGGCAAAAUUGUGAUCGAUGGCCAGGAGAUGCCUCAGACACUGUUUCAGAUGGUCAAGGACACACUCACGGAGAGUGCCAAGGAAAACAGCGUCAUCGCGUUUCACGAUAACUCGUCUGUCAUCAGGGGUGCAAACAUUGUAACGCUAGGACCUGUGAACCCAGGUGAGCCAUCGCUUGUGCAGGAGCGUACCCUAGACAGCCAUCUACUGCUUACUGCGGAGACCCACAACUUUCCAUCAGGUGUGGCUCCAUUUCCAGGUGCCGAGACAGGCACCGGUGGCCGUAUUCGUGAUGUUCAAGCUACGGGUCGCGGUGCCAACGUCGUCGCUGGUAUCAGCGCCUAUUCUGUGGGCAAUCUUAACCUCGAGGGCUACAAGCUCCCGUGGGAGGACGAGAAGCUGGAAUAUCCAUCGAAUCUUGCACACCCGCGUGACAUCCUCGUCCAGGCUUCUAAUGGUGCAUCGGAUUACGGCAACAAAUUUGGCGAGCCUGUUGUGACAGGGUUCGCUCGGUCAUUUGGUAUGGUGCUGCCUAAUGGCGAGCGUCGUGAGUACAUCAAGCCGAUUAUGUUCUCUGCUGGUCUCGGCCAGCUGGAUGGUCGUCACUGCACUAAGGGCGAACCAGAAAUUCAGAUGUGGGUCGUGAAGAUUGGUGGUCCUUGUUACCGUAUCGGGAUGGGCGGCGGUGCUGCUUCUAGCCGUAUUCAGGACACAAAGUCUGCUGAUUUAGACUUUAAUGCUGUGCAGCGUGGUGAUGCCGAGAUGGAGUGCAAACUAAAUAAGGUGAUUCGUGCCUGUUGUGACCUCGGCGAGAAGAAUCCUAUCGUUUCCAUCCAUGACCAGGGUGCUGGUGGCAACGGAAACGUGCUCAAGGAGAUUGUCGAAGUGUCAAACUCAAAGCCUGGCGAUGCUAACCGCGGUGGUGCUCGCUAUGAGGUGCGGAACAUCCUUGUCGGCGAUGACACUCUUUCUGUUCUUGAGAUCUGGGGUGCAGAGUACCAGGAAAAUGACGCUCUGUUGCUCCGUCCAGAGCACGUUGAGCUGUUUGACAAAAUUUGCAAGCGUGAAAACUGCCCGUAUGCGCUGCUAGGCCAGGUGACCGGAGAUGGUCACGUGGUCUUGCAUGACUCCAAUGAUAACUCUACUCCUUUUGACUUGGACCUUGACUUGGUGCUAGGCAAGAUGCCGCAGAAGACCUUUUCGGACGCCAAGGCCACGGAGCCCGUAUCGGAGCUGUCGCUUCCAGUGGACGUUACCCUGCGCGAUGCACUGGACCGUGUGUUACGUCUUCUGUCUGUCGGCUCAAAACGUUUCCUGACAAGCAAGGUGGAUCGGUCGGUGAGUGGUCUUAUUGCCCAACAGCAGACAGUGGGCUCGCUCCAGCUGACCCUCGCCGACUGUGCCGUUGUGGCACAAUCGCACGUGCCGAACAAGGACGGCAAGUUUACUGGCGUGGUGAGUGCUUGUGGAGAGCAGCCUGCGAAGGGCCUAGUGAACCCUGGUGCUAUGGCUCGGUUAAGCGUGGGUGAGUCGCUUACUAAUUUGGUCUGGGCGGCUCUUGGUGGACGUGGCCUAGAUGACUGCAAGUGCUCUGCCAACUGGAUGUGGGCGGCUAAGUUGCCUAAUGAGGCUGCGCGCAUGUAUGAGUGCUGUGAGGCUAUGACCACUUUUAUGAAGAAGAUAGGUGUAGCCGUCGAUGGUGGCAAGGACUCGCUCUCCAUGGCUGCCAAGGUUAAUGGAAAGGACGUAAAGACGCCUGGCACGCUGGUGAUCACUAUGUACGCUCCGACGGAGGACGUUGAGCUGAAGGUGACCCCUGACCUUAAAACUCACGUCGACAACAGCCUGCUGUACUACGUGGACGUGGGCAAAGGCGAGAACCGCCUGGGUGGUUCGGCUUUGGCGCAGGUGUAUAGUCAGGUCGGCAAUGUUGCACCGGACGUCGAGGACGCCGAGUUGUUCAGAAACGCGUUUAACGGCAUCCAAACUAGCAUUAAAAAUGGCCUUUUGCUUGCUGGUCACGACCGUAGCGACGGUGGUCUUAUUGUUACGCUGCUAGAGAUGGCAUUUGCUGGUAACUGUGGUCUCAGCAUUGACAUUCCUUUUGCGAGUGACAAAGUUACGACAAGGGACGUCAUUCAGGUGCUGUUUGCCGAAGAGCUUGGCUUCGUAUUCCAGGUUGCUGGUAAUCAGCAUGCCAAUGAGGUGGAGUCUAUCUUCAAUAGCCUAAACGUGCCACUUGUGAAGCUGGGUAAGGUGACCACCGACGGUGUUAUUAGGGUGAGCAUUAACGGCGAAAGUGUCCUUGAGGACCAGAUGGUGGAUCUUCGCGACGUGUGGGAGGCGACAAGCUUUGAGCUUGAGAAGCGUCAGUGCAAUCCUGAGUGUGUAGCGCAGGAACAGCGUUUGCUGCGCACCCGCACGACUCCCUCAUGGAAAGUGACUUACAAGCCUAAGCCAACACCAGAGCGCCAUCUGAGUACGCGCGCCCAGCAUCGUGUGGCUGUUCUUCGUGAAGAAGGUAGCAACGGUGAGCGGGAAAUGCUUGCAGCGUUCCACCACGCCGGUUUUGAAGUAUGGGACAUCACAAUGUCUGACUUGGUAAGCAAGCGUAUGGUGCUAGAUGAGCGCUUUCGCGGCGUGGCGUUCGUAGGUGGUUUCACAUUUGCUGAUGUGCUAGGCUCGGCCAAAGGCUGGUCGGGUGUGGUGAAGUUCCACGGGGACGUGCUGAAGCAAUUCGCGGCAUUCAAGGCUCGCGAAGACACGUUCAGUUUUGGUGCCUGCAAUGGUUGCCAGUUCAUGACGCUUCUUGGUUGGCUGGACUACCCGGAGGCUAAGGCUCUAGAGGAGGAAACGAAGACAUCAGCUCAGCCACGAUUUGUGCAUAACGAAUCUGGACGCCACGAAUCUCGUUUCGUAUCGGUACAGAUCCAGGAGUCAAACUCGGUAAUGCUGCGAGGUAUGGCUGGGUCUUCUAUCGGCGUGUGGGUCUCGCAUGGUGAGGGCCGCGCACACUUUACCCACCCAAAGAUUCAGAAAAAAUACUUAUCGAGAGGCGCUGCUGCGAUUCGCUAUGUGGAUGACGUUAACGUACCGACGGAGGAAUAUCCGUUUAAUCCGAAUGGCUCACCAGAAGGCAUUGCUGGUCUUGUAUCAAGUGAUGGUCGUCACCUGUGUAUGAUGCCGCAUCCAGAGCGCUGUUUUCUCAAGUAUCAGUGGCCGUACAUGCCAAUUGAAUUUCAAUCGCUUCCUGUAAGCCCAUGGAUGCAACUUUUCCAGAACGCAAAGAACUUUUGCGAAAGCACAUGA
This is a messenger RNA of Peronospora belbahrii, 4092 nucleotides long. NCBI's taxonomy places the organism in Eukaryota, Oomycota, Peronosporomycetes, Peronosporales, Peronosporaceae. The record is from the annotation of a GenBank genome assembly.